AGCGGGUAUGUAAGCGGAAAACCACUAGUAAGGGUACCAGUACUGGUAUGGUAAUAUCUUCGUCACUCAUACUGGAGGGGCCGCCCGGAGGAUUAGCUCUUAUUUGUCCUUUGUCUUGCUCCAGGAGCGGAGUGCUGCCGCUUUGUGGUGACGGGUCCGUUGCCAGUAAAGUAGUCCGACCCACUCCUUUUCCUUUUCGUGGAUUUUUAUCAGGACCCCAAAAAGAGUCUCUGGUGGUUAACCAAGUUGCUUGUAAUAAUUUCUCUUUCAAAUGGUUACUCUGUUGGAUGGAUGCGAGCGAUGCUAUUCAUUCAUUUCUUUUUCAUUUGUAUUUCUUUUUUUUAGUACCCCUCUCUCACUCGCUUUUGUAUGGCCUACCGGCUCCUUUCUUUGCCCCCCCCCCCUUCCCCUCAAUUGCUCAUCGAUGAUAUCCCGGAGUGGUAGGUAGAUAGGUAGGUAGAUAGAUAGGACAGCUGAUGGUCACUCCUCGUAACCCCGGCUAAGCUUUCCUUGUCUGAAUGUGCCUUCUGCUUCUCUUUACCUUUUCCCUGCUCUU
Messenger RNA from Aspergillus brunneoviolaceus CBS 621.78, 556 nucleotides. RefSeq lists its product as uncharacterized. Bases 48 to 428 code for a protein of 126 amino acids. The transcript has a single exon. NCBI's taxonomy places the organism in Eukaryota, Fungi, Ascomycota, Eurotiomycetes, Eurotiales, Aspergillaceae. The record is from RefSeq and is a predicted model, not a curated record.